CCCCGGUUUAUCUAGCUAGUUGCUACACUCUCCCUUGUCACAGUGCUCUCUUGGACUUACUGAAGGAAACACCGGACAGUGAAUGUGCCGUUGAUCGAGCAUGGAUUUGAAAUUAUUGGCGUUGAUGGCUGUGUUAACAGUGGUGACGUAUGUGCCUGUUUCACAUGCCAAGCCCCUCAGUCUGGUGGAGAGGUGCUGGUGUCGUACGACAGCCAGCACCGUCCCCCAGCGCAGCAUCCGGGAGCUAAGGUUCCUACACACUCCCAACUGCCCCUUCCAAGUGAUAGCCAAGCUGAAGAACAACAAGGAAGUGUGUAUCAACCCAGAGACCAAGUGGCUGCAGCAGUACCUGAAGAACGCCAUAAACAAGAUGAAGAGAUCCAAACAGGCCAACUAGAGAUAGAGAGUGAGCGAGAGUCUGCAGGAUGGACAACCGAGGGACCCCACUUAUCAACACGUGUGUAACGUGUGCUUCACUGAUGCGCUGAACAGCACUUAUCCUGACCCCCCCCCGCAACUCCCCCCACUCCUCAAACCCCCCCCCCCCCUCUCCACCACCAAGCGCACCUACCCCCCCAUCCCCCUACCCCCCCCCCCCCACCUUCCCCCAUCCGCCAAAACACCAGCACCACUCCCUCUUCAGUCCAAGGACUCCCCGUCCCCCCGCUACCCUCAUGUGCCCCUCCCCCAACCCCAUAUAGACACCUCCUUUAGCACACAGAAGUGCAGUUAUAUCUAUGUAAGUGUAUGCCUUUAUAUCUAUGUGAUGUAUACGUCUUCAUUAUUCUACGUCUUCUUCUCACUUCAUCGGUAAAGUGCUACGUUUUGAAGGAAAGGUAGAGAGAGCAGGAGGAGUGGUAGAGACUUAGGAAGAAGGGAAUGGUCACCAUGACAUCUGUGAUUCACUUUUCUCCUUCGCUGUUUCUGUCAGCUGUUACUGAGGGGCACUGUCUUGUGUGUAUGCCCAGGUUCCACAUGCACACACACAUAAACACGCACACACAUAGGAGAGCUGCAGAUACAUGGAGUACAUAGCAUGUACAGAGUACAGCAACUGUCUGCUCAUUCAUGUCUAAGUUGAUCGCGUCUGUGUCCAGUGUUCCAUAAAUAACACAAAAGUCUGUAAUCCAGUUCUUCCAGAUGCUUGGUCAAAGCAAGAGGAGCACUUGGAGUCUGGUAAAUUCUACUUUCACAUUUGAGGUUUUGAGUUAAUAGGGCAUCAUGAUUUUGAGUAUUUUAACUGGGUGGCAUGUUGGUAAUGCCGACCGUUCCAAGACAGUUACAUUUUAGAAUGCAAUUAGGAUUGUUGUUGUCAUGGAAAGUUUAGAGCCAGCAGGGUGGGCAGUCUGGUGUAGGGUGAACAACUCUGGAGAUGUGUGAUGCUCUAAAGGUUAGACCUGCUUUGAUCUCAUCUCUGUGUGUGUAUGUAUUUGUGCUGAAAUGCGGAAAUCUAGAACAUCUGGAUAUCAAACAGUGCAAAUUAAGCGACCAAUGAGUGUGUAGCAAACCCUUUACCGUAAUUCUAGAUUUAUUCCACUUCCCUGCGACCUGCAUGAACAUACCUCACACACUUCACGCGCACACCAGACAUGUCACACACACAUUGGCAAAUAAACACUAAUUACAUCACACCACUAUCAUGUGAUGUAUCUUGUUAAAGCAACCAUCCUAUGUGAGCCAUUGCCAGGAAAAGGAUGGUGCUAUAAAAAAAAUCCUGUAGUUAUAGGAUGUUACAUGUAGUUUAGCAGUAGUUCCAGCUAGUACAUUUUGUAUCACAUCCAACUUUAAAGACAGUCUGAGCUACUUUAUUUUGAUAAUACCUUCAUAUCAAAUAUAUUUUCUAAUCUUGUAGUCUGUUCUUGAGCUUCUUUUUAAUGUGUGAAACAAAUAAUAUGCAAAUAUUUUAUUUUUGUACUCUUUUAUACACCUAAUGCAUUGAUACCAUAUGAAGGAAAUAGAAUGUAUCACUCACUGUUCUUUGAAUGUGAUCCCUCCACCCUGGUGUAACUUCAUACUAAAGCCAACAUGUAUGUACAACUGUAAGUAAACUGUUAUCCAACACUAUGGAAUAAGCACGA
Messenger RNA from Osmerus eperlanus (European smelt), 2078 nucleotides. RefSeq names its product chemokine (C-X-C motif) ligand 12a (stromal cell-derived factor 1) (gene cxcl12a). The transcript has 4 exons. Gene Ontology annotation, molecular function: chemokine activity. The record is from RefSeq and is a predicted model, not a curated record. Gene Ontology annotation, cellular component: extracellular region. Gene Ontology annotation, biological process: chemotaxis; defense response; immune response. Bases 101 to 397 code for a protein of 98 amino acids. Lineage: Eukaryota; Metazoa; Chordata; Actinopteri; Osmeriformes; Osmeridae.